AUGUUUGCUCUGUUUGUUCUGGGGAUGGUUUUUCUGUUCUGCCCAUAUUGGGAUAUUGGAACAAUGUGUUAUAAAUGUGGGAAAUAUCAUCUUGGGCUAUGCUAUGAUGUCAUGAGUUCCUGCACACUGAAGCAUAGCCAGUCCUGUGCUGCUGAGAACAUUUACAUACUCACAAGGAAAGGGCAGAGUAUGUAUCAUUAUUCAAGACUGUCAUGUAUGACCAACUGUGAGGACAUCAACUUCCUGAGUUUUGAAAAGAGAACAGAGCUCAUCUGUUGCAAACAUAGUAGCUAUUGCAACCUCCCAAUGGGACUCUAG
Molecule: messenger RNA, 318 nt
Organism: Mesocricetus auratus (golden hamster)
Lineage: Eukaryota; Metazoa; Chordata; Mammalia; Rodentia; Cricetidae
Gene: Pate2
Product: prostate and testis expressed 2
Exons: 3
Coding region: 1-318 (105 amino acids)
Source: RefSeq, a predicted model, not a curated record